AUGACUCUUGUGUAUGAUGGUGAAACCUGGAGUGCUAUAUUUGACUGGUACUAUGCUCUGUGGGAAGUUCGUUUGAUGUUAGUAGCAGCUGGCUUUUUCUUCUACCUGUGUGUGUUUCUUCUAAAUCACUGGCUAGCCUUAUGGAUCAGUGCCAGUUAUCGCACUUUUCCAGCAAAGGAAAAAGUCUCCUCAAAUAUAGCUAUCACACGUGCCUUGCUUGGAAUUCAGAAUUGUGUAGCUGGGCUGUGGGCCUUACUCAUAGAUCCAGUUUUCCAAGUUGACAAAGUAUAUUCACAGCAAAAAUGGAGCUGGUUUCACUGCUUAAUAGCCUCUGGAUACAUGCUGUUUGAAAAUAUAGUUGUUCACAUAUCUAAUAUUGUUUUUAGGAUGUUUGAUGUGUUCUUGGUAGUUCAUCAUUUAUUUGCCUUUGCUGGGCUUCUUGGUCUGAUAAUUAACAUAAAAUCAGGACAUUAUCUACCCUUGAUGGGACUGCUACUUGAGAUGAGCACUCCUUCACUCUGUAUAUAUUGGCUGCUUCGAAGAACUGGCUAUGCAAAUACCCUUUUAUGGAAGGCAAACCAGUGGGUACUGGUUCAUAUGCAACACUGCCGCAUGGUUCUUAUUUAUCACAUGUGGUUGGUGUGUAUUUCCAAUUGGAAUGAUGUGGUGGAAAAUCUGGGACCUCUACAUUGUAUUGUCUUUUUCACAGGGUUAAGUAUACUUACAUUAAUACUUAAUCCAUACUGGAUAUACAGAUCGACUCGGUGGCUCUUUUGUCCAGUUGACUGGAACUUCUCAUUUACUGAUAUUUUUGGAUCCUCUGGAAAACUCAACAGCGAAACAUCCCAAAAGAAAGAGAUAUAGUGCUGCAAUGGCUGUAGGGAUAAUAGUAAAAUAUGGCCAUCAAAAUAUGGUGCAGGUUUACUACUAAGUUCAUAUCAAUAGAAUUGCUCACAGGAAGUCUAUGAGUAUAUCAGUCCCCCCUGCAGAUUACUAUUAGCGUACUAUACUAAUUUAUCAAAAGUGGUUUAAAAUUGUGGCUGUCUAUAUUUAAAACACGUGCACAGACAAAAUCUUUGACUUACUCAGGAUUCAUGUCGGUAACCUCAGUC
Messenger RNA from Pelodiscus sinensis (Chinese soft-shelled turtle), 1112 nucleotides. The record is from RefSeq and is a predicted model, not a curated record. Lineage: Eukaryota; Metazoa; Chordata; Testudines; Trionychidae.